AUGUUUAAGAAAAGGCAAACCCUUUUUUCUCUUUCAAAUAAGUUGUUGGUAUUUCAGCUUCUUGUUUUGUUGUUGUUUAGUUUGCAUCAUGACAAUACUGUGCAAUGUCAUGGGAGAUUGAGUAAACAUGUGUCGUAUGAGUCUCGGUCGGGGGCGGAAUAUAGGGAUGAUUCUAAGAAGAUUAUUGUUAGUGUAGUUUUAGGAGUAAUCACUGGAUUAAUUGGUUCGAUUCUGUUUGUGGUUGUGAUUCGUUGCGUUGUUCAGUAUCUGAAUAGAACGCCUAUCCUCAAAGGACCGGUGAUAUUCUCGCCAAAGAUUGCCUCGAAGACACUCCAAUUAGCUUUGUCGAAAGAAAACCAUUUGCUUGGUUCGAGUGCGAAUGGGAAGUACUAUAAAACUGUUCUUGAGAAUGGUCUCAUAAUUGCGGUGAAAAAGCUUACACCGUUUGAGAGCAAUUCGCAAGAGAGUAGGAGAAAAUCCGUGAAGAGGAAGAUACAGAUGGAGCUAGAGCUUCUUGCAAGCUUAAGACAUAGGAAUUUGAUGAGUUUGAGGGCUUAUGUUCGCGAAAACGAUGGAUUCUCAUUGGUUUAUGAUUAUGUGUCGACCGGUAGUCUUGCAGAUGUGAUGAAUAGGGUUAGAGAAAAUGAGUUGCAGAUUGGUUGGGAAGUUAGGUUGAGGAUUGCUGUUGGUGUUGUGAAGGGUCUUCAAUAUCUUCAUUACACUUGUGUUCCUCAAAUUUUACAUUUCAAUUUGAAGCCUACAAAUGUGAUGUUGGAUUCUGAAUUUGAACCUAGAUUGGCAGAUUAUGGAUUGGCUAAACUUCUACCCAACUUAGAUAGAGGGACUUCUCUCAACACCCCUCCCGAAUGUUUCCACAUUCGCAGCAGGUACACAGAAAAGAGCGACAUAUUCAGCUUCGGGAUGAUACUAGGAGUCUUACUAACCGGUAAGGACCCUACGGAUGCAUUCUUUGGAGAAGCGGUGAGAGGUGGAAGUUUGGGAUGUUGGCUGCGACAUUUGAAGCAAGCGGGAGAGGAACGAGAAGCUCUAGAUAAGAGUAUUUUGGGGGAACAAGGUGAAGAAGAUGAGAUGCUAAUGGCUGUUGGGAUUGCUGCGGCGUGCUUAUCUGAUAUGCCUGCUGAUAGACCUUCCAGUGAUGAACUUGUUCACAUGCUAACACAGCUCAAUAGUUUUUGA
This is a messenger RNA of Vicia faba (fava bean), 1197 nucleotides long. The record is from the annotation of a GenBank genome assembly. NCBI's taxonomy places the organism in Eukaryota, Viridiplantae, Streptophyta, Magnoliopsida, Fabales, Fabaceae.